UCCCGUAUGAUGUUGAAUAGUUACAACUGUUGUUGUGUCGAGUGCUCAUGUUUUUACCAUGUUUGUUAUAAGAUUAUUUUUAUUUGUCGUAUUAGUAUUUGAUGCUUAUGGAAAACAUGAGGAAUAUAUUGGAUGGAAGUCAUACUACGUGGAGCUGAAAUCUGAAACCCAAUUGAAGACUUUUAAGUCUUUGAUAACGAAAUGUGAGAUUGAUGUACUGGUCCAUCCAAUAAUAGGUCGUGAAGGAAUAGUUAUAGUAAAGCCUGAAAAUCAAAAAACUUUUGAAAAAGAGGCUAAAGCAGAGGACAUAGCUUUUAGGAUACAUGUUAAUGAUAUAAAAAGGCACCUGGAUUACGAUGACAAGAUUCUUGAGAGGCACAGAAGAAACUCGAUGACCAAAACCAACGGUCGUCCUUUACCCUAUGAUAGCUACCAGGAAAUAGACGUUAUCAAUGAUUACCUCGACUAUAUAGGAGAGACAUACCCCAACGUUGCCAAGGUCGUUGAUGCCGCUAACUCCUUCGAAGGUCGUCCUAUCAAGUAUAUCAAGAUCUCCACCACCAACUUCGAGGAUGAGACCAAACCCAUCAUCUAUUUGGAUGGAGGCAGUCAUGCAAGAGAAAGAAUUUCCAUCCCUCCUGUCACGUGGGCAAUUCACAAGUUGGUAGAAAACGUCACAGAACAUGACCUCUUAGAAAGAUUUGAUUGGAUCCUUCUACCAGUUAUUAACCCUGAUGGAUACCAAUUUACUUUUACAACUAACCGAUUGUGGCGAAAAACUUGUUCGAAUGACCAACACUUACUCAGCACAGUCUGUUUGGGCGUCGACGCGAAUCGCAAUUAUGAUUUUUAUUGGAACACUGCUGGAGUAAAUGAUUCACCUUGUUCUGAUACCUACCCAGGCUCCAAACCAUUCUCAGAAGUGGAAACCAGGGUGGUCAGGGAUAUUCUUCAAGAAAACGUACAUCGCAUGGCUUUGUAUAUUUCCUUCCACAGUUUUGGCAGUAUGAUUCUGUACCCAUGGGGCAGUGGAAAUUUACCCCCGAAUGCGGUCGAAAUGCAUGAUAUUGCAAGUGCUAUGGCAGAAGUGAUCAACAAGCAUUCGAUACCAGAUUUUCCAAGAUAUUAUGCUGGUAACUUAGCUUUAAUGCUUGGUAAUGAAGUGUCUGGAAAUGCAGAAGACUAUGCUUAUAAUUUGGGAGUACCUUUGAGCUUUACCGUUAAUCUGCCGUAUCCAAUUGUUACAAAUUCUUUGGAGGGAUAUUUGUUAGAUCCAAAGUAUAUUGGACAAGUUUGUCGUGAAACAUGGGAAGGUCUGAUAGUUGGAGCCAGAAAAGCCGGUGAUCAUUUUAAAGAUAAAAAUCGUUAAGAUCAUAUAAAAACAAAGAAGAAACAUUAUUCACCUGAUGCCAAAACAAAAGUACGCAUAUAUAAAUUAACAGCAAACCUGAAUCAUAAAAAGGAGAUGUUAGUGGAAUCCUUUCGAAAUAAAACGUUUAUUGCUUAUCAAUCUCGGCUGUGGUGGUUUUAAUCAACUGAAUGAUAAACAUCUGUAUCUAUUUAAGUAAACAACUUCUAUAUCA
Molecule: messenger RNA, 1583 nt
Organism: Trichoplusia ni (cabbage looper)
Lineage: Eukaryota; Metazoa; Arthropoda; Insecta; Lepidoptera; Noctuidae
Product: carboxypeptidase B-like
Exons: 5
Coding region: 59-1369 (436 amino acids)
Biological process (GO): proteolysis
Molecular function (GO): zinc ion binding; metallocarboxypeptidase activity
Source: RefSeq, a predicted model, not a curated record